UUUCACCAUAUUCACUGUCCCAUUUCCUUGGAACGUUGCAGUUUGCGAUGGCUGCUUUUCGCAGCUUUGAAUACGGGCGGGACAUUUCAUUGCUUAAAAGCGCACUUCGUUUUGCGGAGCGCAUUCUUCAACAGGAGGAUGCAAGCCAGUCUUUGUUUUCAUCUGACCACAGGCACUCAAGAACGGCAGCAGUGACUGUGUCAAAUAAGAUACAAAAUGCCGGCAGUGCUGGACUUGAAUCAGCUGUUACCAAUUCAAGGCUGCAUACUGCAAUUUUUGUAAAUGUGCUUCUGGCCAAUGACUGUAUAGGAGAGGCUGAACUGGAGUAUUUUGAGUCUGUGCUCGAUGACUUCCCACGUAUUGGAUGGCACUUCUUUUCGGAACUUGUGUCAGCAUGUGGCUGGAGAGAGUACUUUAUUCAGAAUCUGAAAACACUUUCUCCAAGAAUUAGGCAUAGAGUGCUUGAAGCAGUCCAUGACAUUUCUAAGACCUUGCCUUACAUUUGGAGCUGCACAGUGUCUGCAUUAACAUGGUCAUUGUGUAUUUCACCUAUAAAGGGAAUUAGCACCAGCCAAGAUGAAGUACUUUCUGCUCUUUCCAAUCUACAGGCAUUGCCUUCAUCAAAUGAAGCUUCACCAACAGGAGAAUGCCUUCUUGAAGACAGUGUUCAAUUCCUUGUACAACUGUCAGGGAAUUGCAGCUCGUCUGAUAUGAAAAUGAUGGAUUGGGCUUUGUCACUUGUUAACGUCAUCCUUGAUUUUUUGCAAAGCGUCUUUGAACCAACAGAGUUCAGCCUUUUGAACCCUAAUCUCUGGCUUACAAACUUUGUCAACACAGAAGAAAAGGCAGAACAUGAUUUCUACUUAACUUCGCUGUGCUGCUUCCGUGUAUUAAAUGACCUUGCAUGGCCAGAUGUUUGCCAGCUACUGAGCCAUGCUGAUUGCUUGCUUUUUGCGGAAGUUAAAAAGGCCCUUGUGGUCUUUGGAGAGAUGUUGGCUCAAGAACAGAGCAUUAGGCAUUCUCUUUGUCUGACCCAUGAUUUUUGUGCUUCUAGUUUGAUUGAUGGAAAUGAAAGGAACGCUUCAUUUAAAGUUUGGGCGCAUGAAGACCUGUGGCACUUGAUCAGAAAGAUGCAGUGCUUUCUCAACUCACUUGAAACUGUGAAGAAACAUUGUGGAGCACAGAGCCCUCUUCUAGCUGGUUUGAAGGAUUUUGUCAAGAAGUGGGAUCAUGAAGGAGUUGACUUAACUGUUUAUGGUAAAGAGACUCAAAUUAGUGCCAUUGAAAGCAUUCUCAAGGAAGGAACUAUUCCACCUACUCCAGCGUUCAUAAUUUGGAUUGUAAGCCAUGAAUCGCUUCUGACACAUCAGUGGAUCUGUGAUAUACUGAAUGACCAUUUGAACCUGUUAAGUCAUCCAGAACUUUUUCAUCGCCUGUGCCGAGCCGCUUUGUGCAGUGAUGCAAACACAUGCAUAAAAAAGCUGGUGCUCAAGAUGUGCAGUGCAUCACCACCGAAGUUGCAAGAGGCUAUGUUGUUUUAUGUAUUUAGCUCCAAGAGCUUCAGUGAUGACUCUUUGCCUUUGAAGCUGACAGACUUUGAAAGCCUGCUUACUGAGAAACUGAACCUUAUCUCUGAUACUGACUUGAGAAUGGAUUCUGAGGACAGAGCAAAGGUGUUCAGUGAAUUUGCAAGCCUGUGCAUGCAGUCUCCCACAGAAGUCAUUGAAGCAGUUGUUGACAUGGCUGUUACUGAUGGGUGCACAACUGCUGUUGCACAGCUCCUCAUGCACCUUGGAGUUGUUUGCCACUAUAAAAAACAGUGGUACGAUGGGCAAGACCUCCUUGGAAGCAUUGUUCUAGAUACAUUUCAAAGGCUUCGCAGUGAAACAUCAAAGCACCAGGACAACUUUACGUGCUUAAUCAAAGAACUUGUUGGGCACAGUGAUGUCUUGAAUUGUGACUGGUUCCUGACCCAAAUUGUCUACUGUGUUGACUUGGCUGGUGCUGGGGGUCGACAUUUUGACAGCUUCUUUCCUCUUCAAGUCACCAUGGCCAUUGCACCAAAUAUUUCUACGCACUAUGUUGUUCCCAUGGCUCGGAUAUUGCUUCAGAUGUUGGAUGAGGCCUGUAUUGAACUCAAUGGAGCAAGAAAACAGAAAGUGCUUCAUUUCUUGCAUGCAUACCUAAGUUUAGAUAUAUGUACUUCCCAAGCAGAUGUGCUGUGCAAUAGCAACCUAAGUCAUGCAGCAAUAAAAUGCCUUCUCAAGAAAAAGUGCAUUGUUCAUGAAGCCUUUGGUGUGCCCAUUCAACGAGAGGAAUUGGUGCUGUUAGAUGCGAAAAAAUGGAGAAACGAGUGCCAGAAAGUUGCCUCUCAGUUUCCCGAGUGUUCUCUUACUGAGCUGUUGAUGCCACACUUCUGUCUUUGGCUUGCAGGGGCUACUUCAGAGGAAUGGGAGAUUUUAUCAGCUCAGCUCAGGAGAGCACUGGAUAUUGAUGCAGGCCAUAGUGUGUCUGCUGCCAUUUUUAUCCAGGAACUUGUGAUGUGCCUCAUUGGUUGCAAGAGUUAUGUUGCCGUAGGGAACUGGAGCUACCUGUUCACAUGCUUUGCUAAUACUGUCAUGGAGUGCCUGAAGAGGACGAAGGAGCUCUCAGAGGAAGAUCUACGUGAAAUUCUUCUGGCACUGGUAUUUGCCCUGUCAAGUCUGCCGAGUCGGUGUCUGAAGCAGGAGCUAUUGCUACUUGUUGAUGUCACCCAGUGGAUGAAAACUUCAGUUCUUGGAGGGGAGUUGGCUAAAUUAUUUGGGGAGGCCCUUGCGACACAUUGCUAUCACAGCGACUUUGUGUCAGGACUUGUGAAAACAUCGGUGCACAAGCUGCUUGCACACAAAGCCAACCAGUCAUAAUGGUGCUUCAGCAGCAUUUUGUGUCUUGUAAUGAAUUUCUCCAGUGUUUGCAUUUGUGUAUAAGUUAAGCCUUGCUAUAAAUUAAAGUUAACAUGAA
Molecule: messenger RNA, 3000 nt
Organism: Dermacentor silvarum
Lineage: Eukaryota; Metazoa; Arthropoda; Arachnida; Ixodida; Ixodidae
Exons: 15
Coding region: 48-2903 (951 amino acids)
Source: RefSeq, a predicted model, not a curated record